AUGUUCUAUAUGUACCCAACUUACUGGCAGAACUCCCAGAUCUGCCACAACCAGAACCAUGAUUACAUUCUGAACCUUCGAGCUCCGUUCCGCUCAUCAGACUCCCCGUGUGCAAGGGCUCGGCAGUUCGCAGAGACGAGGAAGAAGAGCCAGCCGUCCAUAAAUACCGGCACUUCCAACUCGUACAGCUUCAGAGAUACUGUCAACAUCAUGAAGUUCUGGACACCUCUCCUCAUGAUAUUCCUCUGUAUGGUACUACUGUCUGUGCUGGGAGGAGUGAAGGAAAGACAUAGCAGCAGGGGGGAUUUGUUCCUUCAGGAGUGCUGGGGAGAUCCAACCAUCCGAGAAUGUAAGAACAGGUGUUCUAAAAACUUUAGAUGUGUAAAAAUAAAUCACACAUGCUGCUGGACCUACUGUGGAAACAUCUGCUGGGAAAAUACACUAAUCACUGAAGAAGCUAAAACCCUAGCCUCCCACUGA
Messenger RNA from Capra hircus (goat), 480 nucleotides. RefSeq names its product WAP four-disulfide core domain 11 (gene WFDC11). The coding region runs from base 1 to 480 and encodes 159 amino acids. The record is from RefSeq and is a predicted model, not a curated record. The transcript has 4 exons. Lineage: Eukaryota; Metazoa; Chordata; Mammalia; Artiodactyla; Bovidae.